GGCUAUAACACCCAGUGUCUUAGGCUAUAACACCCAGUGUCUCCGGCUAUAACACCCAGUGUCUUAGGCUAUAACACCCAGUGUCUCAGGCUAUAACACCCAGACGGUGUAGGAAUAGAGACAGCUGCAUUAUGUAAACAAGCAAUACCCUAUAGGCGGUAUAUAAAACAUCCCACCUAAUGACCAAGCAAUGACGUCGCUAUUGAUCAGUUGUUGAAGUUGUCACACUGAAAUUAAAAAAACAAAAAAAAAACAAAAACAUGCACUUACCUGUAUAAAGCGAAACUAAUCCAAUGGUUUGCUAGAUAACCUAUUAAAAGAGUGUGUACGAUUUGGGAUAUCAAAACCCACACAGCACAAUUCAAUUAUUGAUGAUUGCGAUUUAGAAAAAAAAAAUCCACUUAACCUUUGUAAAGCGCAACCUGGUCCAAUUAUCUUACGACAACAUGUUUGUUACAACCUAAGUAUCCACUUUGUGUCCAAGGGUAUAAAGUCUCAUUGUCAAGUUAAGACAGAUUCCUUUCAGUUUCACUGUAACGACUCUGUGGAAAAUGUAGCAUUAUCUCAUUACGUUUUAUGUCAAAAAAUGACCAACGACUGUACGCCGUAGGGUUAGACGUAUAUCCUGUUAAAAUGUUGAACCUUCACAUUGAAAAAUUAACAACCGAUCUGGAUGCAACUCGUCUUUUCAAUCACAACAACAAAAAAGGCUGUGGAAAACAAGUCACUUCCGGUGUGGUAUACAACUAAAUCACGUGAACAUGCUCACCGACAUUUGUAAUACUGAUAGUGUUCAAAUGGCCUUCACCUCACAUUGUUAGCGAGCUAUGGCAGUUAUUUUUUUAAGUGACAACGUGUACUUGAAUCUUUUUUAUAUCAUAAAAUAGAAAUGUAUUGACUGGAAAAACGAUUGAAAGCUGAUUGAAACUUCAAACUCUCCCCGGCCUGAACAAAAGGUCGUUAAAACGAUUUCGGAAUUCGACACUUCAAAACAGCUUGUUCCUCGCGCUCCACAGAUUGCCUUUUCUCAGGUUACGGACAAUCGCCAAAUAGCAAUCCCGAGCAGUGUCUCCCCUUCUUAUAUAGUAUAAAAUCAAGAGUGGUUAAUGUUGAUGUGGUGUAUGAAUUCAACGCUGGUUAUGUUGAUGUGGUGUAUGAAAUCAACACUGGUUUUGUUGAUGUGGUGUAUGAAAUCAACGUUGAUUUUGUUGAUAUGGUGUAUGAAAUCAACGCUGGUUAUGUUGAUGUGGUGUAUGAAAUCAACGCUGGUUAUGUUGAUGUGGUGUAUGAAAUCAACGCUGGUUUUGUUGAUGUGGUGUAUGAAAUCAACGCUGGUUUUGUUGAUGUGGUGUAUGAAAUCAACACUGGUUUUGUUGAUGUGGUGUAUGAAAUCAACACUGGUUAUGUUGAUGUGGUGUAUGCAUUCAACGCUGGUUAUGUUGAUGUGAUGUAUGAAAUCAACGCUGGUUUUGUUGAUGUGGUGUAUGAAAUCAACGCUGGUUUUGUUGAUGUGGUGUAUGAAAUCAACACUGGUUUUGUUGAUGUGGUGUAUGAAAUCAACACUGGUUAUGUUGAUGUGGUGUAUGCAUUCAACGCUGGUUAUGUUGAUGUGAUGUAUGAAAUCAACGCUGGCUAUGUUGAUGUGGUGUAUGAAAUCAACGCUGGUUAUGUUGAUGUGGUGUAUGAAAUCAACACUGGUUAUGUUGAUGUGGUGUAUGAAAUCAACACUGGUUUUGUUGAUGUGGUGUAUGAAAUCAAAACUGGUUUUGUUGAUGUGGUGUAUGAAAUCAACGCUGGUUAUGUUGACGUGGUGUAUGAAAUCAACACUGGUUUUGUUGAUGUGGUGUAUGAAAUCAACGUUGAUUUUGUUAAUAUGGUGUAUGAAAUCAACACUGGUUAUGUUGAUGUGGUGUAUGAAAUCAACACUGGUUAUGUUGAUGUGAUGUAUGAAAUCAACACUGGUUAUGUUGAUGUGGUGUAUGAAAUCAACGUUGAUUUUGUUAAUAUGGUGUAUGAAAUCAACACUGGUUAUGUUGAUGUGGUGUAUGAAAUCAACACUGGUUAUGUUGAUGUGAUGUAUGAAAUCAACACUGGUUAUGUUGAUGUGGUGUAUGAAAUCAACGCUGGUUUUGUUGAUGUGAUGUAUGAAAUCAACACUGGUUAUGUUGAUGUGGUGUAUGAAAUCAACGCUGCUUUUGUUGAUGUGAUGUAUGAAAUCAACACUGGUUAUGUUGAUGUGGUGUAUGAAAUCAACGCUGGUUUUGUUGAUGUGAUGUAUGAAAUCAACACUGGUUUUGUUGAUGUGGUGUAUGAAAUCAACGCUGGUUAUGUUGAUGUGUUGUAUGAAAUCAACGCUGGUUAUGUUGAUGUGGUGUAUGAAAUCAACGCUGGUUUUGUUGAUGUGGUGUAUGAAAUCAACACUGGUUUUGUUGAUGUGGUGUAUGAAAUCAACGCUGGUUAUGUUGAUGUGUUGUAUGAAAUCAACGCUGGUUAUGUUGAUGUGGUGUAUGAAAUCAACGCUGGUUUUGUUGAUGUGGUGUAUGAAAUCAACACUGGUUACGUUGAUGUGGUUUAUGAAAUCAACGCUGGUUAUGUUGAUGUGGUGUAUGAAAUCAACGCUGAUUUUGUUGAUGUGUAUGAAAUCAACGUUGAUUUUGUUGAUAUGGUGUAUGAAAUCAACGCUGGUUUUGUUAAUAUAAUGUAAGAGAUCAACUGUGGAUAUGUUUAUGUUGUGUAUGAAAUUAUUGCUGGUUAUAUUGCGUUGGUGUAUGAUUCAACGCUGGUUAUGUUGAUGUUGUUUUAGGGUAACGAAUAGUAGUUAUGUAAGUAGAUUUUGUUUUGUCAUAACCCUUAUCGCAUUCUUUUCCUUACUUAUUGAUGACAUCAUUCAGGCGAAUGCUGAACCUUACAUAUGUGUACAUUGGGGUGUGCAAAUGAACGAAACUGUAAUCAAAUAAACAGAGAUGAUUUUAAUGAUGGAGUAAAUAGUUUCCAGUCCAAUUCGUUAUGCUUCAAUAAUCAAUUGGCUGUCUGAUAUUUGUGUCGGAGUAUAGUGAGUAUAUGUAUUGUUCACUGGAAUUAUUAAGUUGAAAUUUACUCUAUAUUCCAUUUGCAGCGCCAUUUUAUUUUGGAUACGUAGGUUUUAGAGCCACUUAAACCCCCGACUGUAUUAUGAAUAUCGGUGAUAUUAGUACUUAUAGUAACCUAUCUUAGUGGCAUAAUAUUAUGAAUAAAAGAUACAAAACGAA
Molecule: messenger RNA, 3248 nt
Organism: Pecten maximus
Lineage: Eukaryota; Metazoa; Mollusca; Bivalvia; Pectinida; Pectinidae
Exons: 2
Coding region: 1214-2704 (496 amino acids)
Cellular component (GO): plasma membrane
Source: RefSeq, a predicted model, not a curated record